Molecule: messenger RNA, 7248 nt
Organism: Thlaspi arvense
Lineage: Eukaryota; Viridiplantae; Streptophyta; Magnoliopsida; Brassicales; Brassicaceae
Source: the annotation of a GenBank genome assembly
CUAUCCCGCCCGUUCUCCAUUUUCCCCAAAUAUCAAAUUCUCAAUCCCUAGCUUCUCGCUCUCCCCAGAUUCACAACAUUUGCCAUGUCUGAAGACUCGGAACCGCGUCAACUCGGAUGUUCUACAGCCGGCGGAGAGCUAAUCGCUCUUGGACUCACCGACUCAGACGGAGACGAGCAUCUCUUUUACCGGCAAGCCUCGGAGUUAUGUGGUCACCUACUUUCCCUUGGCCACUCAGAAUCUGUUGCACAUCUUUCUUCACGGUGUACACACUUGCAAGCUUCUCCUGAGGUCGUCAGAUUUCUCUGCUCGAUCCCGAGUUCUCCUAUCUCCCUUACCGAAGAUGGCUUGUUCGUGACUCUCUCGUGCGAGCUUCUCUCCGCUCCGGCCAGUUUCGCCUGUAGUUUGGGUAUGCCGGAAAAUGAUCUGCGUGAACGGAUUACGCGUUUUAUGGAUUUGACAUCUCACAAGCAUAAGCGAAAUGAAAACGAGGAACAAGCGGAGCUAGAGCUCAUGCCAUUGCCAAAGAAAAGCCGAAAGGAUGAAAGCAAUGUGAGUCACUACUCUAUAAUGGAUAGCAGCGCUAACGACAUGGCAACUAUUGCCAACGGAUCCAUGCUUGAGACUCUUUUAGCUUUUGAAUCCCAAGCCUCGCUUUUAAUCUUAGGUACAGAUGAUCGAGAAGUAGAGGCAUUUGACCAAAAUCCUUCUGUGGAUGUCGAUCCUACGGGGGAAAAUAAGCAACAUUUGCUAUCUAUUCAAGAUAAGCAACUUGAGAUUGGAGAUUUUGAGAUUGUUGAUAACCUAAGAUUUACGGAAGAGGAUGAGGAUAUACACGAGAAGGAUUUGUUCCCUAAGGGGGAGUCACAAAUUCCCGAUGUGAAGUCCGAUCGCGAUGCCGCUUCGAUGCCAACAGAAAAUGAGUUAAGAUCAGUUUACAUUGUGGAGGACACUGAAGAUAAGCUUGCCUUGAUUUGUAACCCGUUAAAGCAAGAAGACCAAGUUGUAGACAUCUUUAGCACCCCUGUCAGAGAGUUGCCAUUGAAGCCUUCUUCUACAAUAGAUAAUCAAGAUAGGUCUUUGGUACAGAAAACUGAGGAUCUGUGCAAAUCCUCGGGAAACAGCAAAGCUUACAGCUGUUCCCCUGAGAAAAAACACACCAAGAAAAGUAAAGCUACACAGAAGUCAAAGCAGAACUGUAACUCUGUUCGACCUAAAGAUCAAAAGGACCAGCCAACACAGAACGCAUUUCCAGAAUUUGAUUCCUACACUAUUGUAGAGGAAGAAGGCUCAGGUGGCUACGGGAUUGUUUAUAAGGCAAAGAGGAAAACUGAUGGAAAAGAGUUUGCCAUUAAAUGUCCUCAUGCUGGUGCGCAGAAAUACUAUGUUAAUAAUGAACUCCGAACGCUGGAGCGUUUUGGGGGGAAAAACUUCAUAAUAAAGUAUGAAGGCUGUCUUAAGAACGGAGAUUCUGAUUGCAUCAUCCUUGAGCACCUUGAACAUGACAGACCUGAUUGUUUGAGGAGAGAAAUAGACGUGUAUCAGCUACAGUGGUACGGCUACUGCAUGUUCAAAGCUCUGUCAAGUCUUCAUAAGCAGGGUGUUGUUCAUAGGGAUGUUAAGCCAGGCAACUUUCUUUUCUCUAGGAAGAACAACAAAGGCUGUCUCAUUGACUUUAACCUCGCCAUGGAUUUGCACCAGAAGCACAGGAGAGCUGAUAAAUCUAAAGCAGCUACAGAUCUCCCAACCGCCAGCAACAAGAAUCAUACAUUGAUUAAAUCUCCUGACACGACAAACCGAAUGACCAACAAAUCUUCUCAGAAAACUUUAGCGCCCAAUAGUCUGAAGAAAGCAGCGGGAAAGAUAAGAGCUCGGAAUGACAUGAGCAGAUGGGAAAGAUUCAAUAGCCAAGGGGCAGAAGGGUCUGGCUUAACUUCAGCUAAAGAUGUGACCAGCACGAGGAACAACCCUUCAUGUGAGAAGAGGAGAGAGCCUUUGCCAUGCCAUGGAAGGAAAGAGCUUUUAAACUUUCUGCAGGAGACAAUGUCUGGUCCAAAUCCAAACCAUGAAGCAUCAUCCAAAGCUCCUAUGUCUAUGAGAAAACGUGUCGCUGCUCUUCCAGGGAAAACUGAGGAGCUUCUUUAUCUGACCCCGAUGCCUCUGCGCUCUAACGGUCGGCCUGAAGCAGGGGAUGUAAUUAAGAAGAAAGAUGGUCCCUGCUCAGGAACCAAAGGCUUCCGAGCUCCAGAGGUUUGUUUAAGAUCAUUGCACCAAGGACCUAAGAUAGACGUGUGGUCUGCAGGAGUUACUUUGUUAUACCUGAUGAUGGGAAGAACACCUUUCACUGGUGACCCUGAACAGAAUAUUAAGGACAUUGCGCAACUACGAGGUAGUGAAGAAGUAUGGGAAGUCGCCAAGCUGCAUAACCGUGAAUCUUCUUUCCCUGAGGAACUGUACGAGUCAAGGCACUUGAAAGGUAUGGACUUCAGAAAAUGGUGCCAACUCAACACAAAACGCAGAGAGUUUCUAGACGCGGUUCCAGAGUCGCUCAUUGACCUCCUUGAUAAGUGUUUGACCGUUAACCCGAGGCUGCGAAUCAGCGCAGAGGAUGUUCUGAAGCACGAUUUCUUCCAUUCUGUCCAUGAAACCCUUAGAAAACAAAGGCCCCUUAAGCAGCAGCAGCAAACGCAAUCGCAGCCUUCAGCUGUUGCUGAUGCAGUAGGCCAAACGCUAAAAUAAUAUUACAAAUGUAAAAUAUAUAGCAAAAUACAGUCCACAUUCCAUGACAUGCAAAAAAAUUUAGCUUCUACAAAUGACUCAAUUACAGUAAUUGAAAUUAGACACUAAAUUGCUAAUAUGCAAAUUUAGUAACAAUCUUUUUACAUCUACAGUAUAAGUAAGUGCUUCUCCAUAUUUUAAGAAACUUAAUUAAAAAUGUUUAGUAAGGGUGAUGAGUGGCUAGUGGAAACAACGUAAGAAAUAUCGUGUACAGUAAGUCUUAUCUUUGUCUUCUUGGAGUCACUUUUGCGAAGCUUCUCAAUUCUACACUCUCUGCAUCUCAGUAUUACUGAUUUACAUCAGUGUUCAGAGUGAUGCCCCAGAAGAAUUUGAAUUCUGGUAUCUUUGCUUCUUCUUCUUCUUCUCGCAGCCGGAGAUUCGACGUUUUCCCGAGUUUCAGCGGUGAAGAUGUCCGCAAAGCAUUCCUCAGCCAUCUUCUCAGGGAGCUCGAACGCAAAUCAAUCAAUACAUUCAUAGAUCAUGGGAUCGAGAGAAGCCUCCCAAUCGGUCCUGAGCUUUUAUCGGCGAUUGGAGAAUCGAGGAUCUCAAUCGUCGUAUUCUCGAAGAAUUAUGCUUCUUCCUCGUGGUGCUUGGAUGAGUUGGUGGAGAUCCUCAAGUGUUAUAAGGAUUUGGAUCAAAUGGUGAUUCCUAUUUUUCACAACGUUAAUCCGUCGGAAGUUAGAAAACAAACUGGAGAAUUUGGAAAUGUCUUUAGAGAGACCUGCAAGAGCAAAACGGAGGACCAGAAGAAAAGGUGGAUGAAAGCUCUAGCAGAGGUAGCAAAUAUGGCCGGAGAGGAUCUCGGGAACUGGAGUAAUGAAGCCAACAUGAUUGAAAAGAUAGUGGAUGAUGUUUCGAAAAAGCUUAUUACACAGUCGAAUUGUUAUGGCGACUUGGUGGGAAUUGAACCUCAUUUAGCGGCAAUGUAUUCAAGGUUGUGCUUGAAAUCUGAGGAUGUGAGAAUGGUAGGGAUUGUAGGGGCAUCAGGGAUUGGUAAGAGUACCAUAGGAAGAGCUCUUUUCAGUGAAAUCUCUAGCCAAUUCCACCAUCGCGCUUUCGUCACCUAUAAGAGAACCAUUGGAGAUGACUAUGGCAUGAAGCUGUGCUGGGAACAACAGUUUCUAUCGGAAAUUCUCGGUCAAAAGGACUUGAAGAUAUACCAAUUAGGUGUGGUGGAGCAAAGGUUAAAGAACAAGAAAGUUCUUAUCGUUCUUGACGAUGUGGAUGAUCUAGAGCUACUAAAAACCUUGGUGGGAGAAACUGGAUGGUUUGGAUCAGGGAGCAGAAUUAUUGUGAUCACUCAAGAUAGGCAACUUCUCAAGGCUCAUGAGAUCGACCUUGUAUAUGAGGUGGAGUUCCCAUCUAAAAGCCUUGCUCUCAAGAUGUUAUGCCGAUCUGCAUUUCGGCGAGACUCUCCACCCAUUAACUUUUGGGAACUCGCAGUUGAAGUUGCUAAGCUUGCCAGUAAUCUUCCUCUGGGUCUCAGUGUCUUGGGCUCCUCUUUAAAAGGAAGGAACAAAGAAGAGUGGAUGGAGAUGCUCCCUAGGCUCCGAAAUGGUUUGAACGGGAACAUUGACAAAACAUUAAGAGUCGGCUACGAUAGAUUAGAUGGCGAAGAUAAAGAUAUAUUUCUUUACAUUGCGUGUCUAUUCAAUGGCAAGAACGUCGAUGAAAUCAAAAACCUGCUGGGAGAUAGUGUUGACAACAUUGGGUUUAAAUUGUUGGCUGAGAAGUCACUCAUACGUAUAACAUCACCGGAUAGAAAGGUGGAGAUGCACAGCUUGCUCCAGAAAGUAGGUAGAGAAAUAACUCGUGAAGAGUACAAGCACAAACCUGGAAAACGUCGAUUCUUGGUGGAUGCUAAAGAUAUUAUCAAAGUACUUACCAAUCAUACCGGCACAAAAGCUGUGCUAGGAAUACAUUUCAACACAUCAGAUAUCAAGGGGCCAAUAUUCUUAGAUGAAAAAUCGUUUGAAGGCAUGCCUAAUCUUCAAUUUCUAAUAGUUGGUGCGGAUCACUGGUUUCCAGAGGCUACAAACAUAUUGAAUAUGCCACAAGGUCUCCUCUAUUUGCCCCCGAGACUCAGAUUGUUUUCUUGGGAAAAAUAUCCAUCCAAGUGUUUGCCUUUUAAAUUUAAGGCGGAGUUUCUCGUCGAGAUCAGCAUGAGACACAGUAAGAUUGAGAAGCUGUGGGACGGAACUCAGCCACUUGGAAGCCUUAAGAAGAUGGAUUUGAGUUUUUCCGGAUAUCUGAAAGAAGUUCCAGAUCUUUCUAAUGCCAUAAACCUCGAUGAACUAGAAAUUUUUGAAUGCAACUCUUUGGUGUCACUUCCUCCCUCGAUUCAGAAUCUCACUAAACUGGAGAAUUUAACUAUAGCUCGAUGCAGAAAGCUCGAAUUUAUCCCAAUAUUGCCUGUCAACAUGGAAUAUCUGGGGUGGUUGGAUUUCACUGGAUGCCCCCGGUUAGUAAAUUUCCCACAGAUUCGAUUGACCAACGGUAUGGAAGAUGGAGUUUUCGUGGAUGUCGACGAUAGUUUAUGGAUCGAUAAAUGCUCUGGAUUCGACUGUUUUGGUCCCCUUUUGAGCUGUCUGCCUGGUAAAUUUGGCCCAAAACAUCUCACACAGUUAACAGUGAAAAGCAAGAAGCUUAAGAAGCUAUGGGAAGGCCCCCAGUCGCUUGGGAGUCUCAAGGAGUUGGAUCUGUCAGGAUGUGAAAACCUGAUAGAAUUUCCAGAUUUUUCAAAGACCAUCAAUCUGGAGAGACUGGAACUCAACAACUGCAAAAGUUUGGUGACGGUUCCUUCUACAAUUGGGAAUCUGAAUAAAUUGGUUACAUUGAAAAUGGAAGGAUGCAUAAUGCUGGAGGCUCUUCCAAACGAUGUCAGCUUAUCAUCUCUCGAGACACUCGAUCUCACUGGGUGCUCAAGUUUUAGAGUUUUUCCUCAGAUUUCACCGAGCAUUAAAGCUCUCUAUCUACGUGGCACAGCCAUUGAACAAGUUCCCUGCUCCACUGAGAAUUUCUCUAGGCUCGAUGUACUAAUUAUGCGUAGCUGCGAGAGGCUGAAAAACGUCUCCGCAAACAUUUUUAGAUUGGAACGUCUUGUGGAAAUAGACUUUUCAGACUGUGGAGAAUUCACGGCACUGAGUGAUGCAGCGAUGUCGAUGGAGGAUCACUUUCCUCCUAGAUCAUACGGGGAGUCAAGAUGGGACUAUUGGAACUUCAAUAAUUGCUUCAAGUUGGAUGAAGAUGCGCGGGAACUCAUCCUACGAUCACACUUCAAGCCUACGGUGUUACCAGGUGGAGAAGUGCCUGCCUAUUCCACGCAUCGAGCUUCUGGAAAUUCCCUAACUGUCACUUUACCUCAGAGCUCUCUUUCUCAAGAAUUCUUGGGAUUUAAGACUUGCCUCGUGGUUGAACGCCAAACCGACCCGGAGGCUUUCUCUGAUCAACUGGGCCUGCGCUGGUACUUCGGAGGCAAAAGUGGUAUGCGUUUUAUAAACGCUAGCUUGGACCCAAGCAAGAUGGAUCAUCUGGUUAUGUUCCGUUUUAAGAUCCCGCUAGUAGAUCUCAGUGAUCCUCCACCUGAAUUAGUACAACUCAGUGAUCCUCCACUUGUGAAACUUGAAUUUUUCGACCAUACCUGUGACUGUUGUGGCAACCCCCAGCGUGAGCCUUGUCCCUUGUCGCUCCAGAGGGUUAAACGAUGCGGUGUAAGAGUCUUGAAUGUCUCUCCAUCUGCAUGUGGUGCUACUACAAGUUCUGAAAGUGAAUACAACCAACAGUCUGAAGAAAAUAUUGAUAUAGAGACGGGUAGAAGCAAGAAGCGAAGGCGGAUGGAAGUAGGAGCAUUAGAAGAAUCCUCCAACAUAUUGUGUGGCUAAAUAGUAGAAGCUCCAAACUUGGAGCUUUCGUUACCGUCGUCAUCAGUUUCUUCGAGCAACUUUCAUGGCGAAGGAGCAUCGUUGUAUCUUUCCCUUUCUCCUUUUUCUCCAUGUCUGGAGGGAGAAGCUUUACGUGUUGAUCCCAUGAUUACUGAAGAACAAGAUACAGAAACACUCAUCGUGGAUCAUUCAUCGUCUCCACAGAAAAUCAACUUAUGAAAGUAACUGAAACAUCUUACUAUUCUGUUUUGUUCUGUUUUCAAAAUCAACUAGGGAUCUCAACCAUGACAAGCCGAUUUCAUCCAAAUAAAAUUCCUUCAGAUGUGUAACUCCCGGAGAACUUUCCAGAGAACCAGAACUCGUUUUACGGCUCUAAUUCCGGAGCCUGAGAUUGUUUGUAAUUUCUUCUUUCGCAGAAGGCAGAAGCAUUCUGUUCUUACUUCUCUGUAUUUGCUUCUUUGAAAAAUUAUAGCUAUACCAGAUUUUGUAUAAAAAUUUAGCUAAGUUUUGUAUUUACCAUUAUCAAAGUGUUGAACUCAUACAGUGAACGAUUAAUACCUGAUCAGUAAUAUAAUUGAAUUGUAGGUGC